GGGUUCCAAGGGUGGGCAGCAGCCCCUGCUGCCCAGCGUCCUAGAGACAAGAAGUAACUCCCACUCGGAGCAGUAGGAGGGGGCGGUGGAGCAGCAUGGAACCGGGCUUUUGUCUGGGGUGUAUGCCGGGGGCUUCGAGUGUCCACGGUGCGCCCGCCCCUCGCCGCCCCCUUUUUGAUGGGGUGCUUCUACAAAGUGGGCAAGUUUUCCCGGGAAUCCGAAGGCGGCAUUUUGUACGGAGUUGAAAGAGAGGGAGGGGGUCCUGGGGGUGGUACGGUGGUCCCCCAGAGAGCUGCCUCUGGACUCCAGAGAGCUUCCAGGGUUGCUGGUGGAAGAGCAGGGAGAGGUGCAUGUGAUGCAGGUGGGCCUCCAUUUCCCAGAGGACCGAAAGGCCUCCAACUGCCUUGGUCCGGAGCGCGAGCAACCAGGUGCCCCCGGAGGGUUGGGAUUGGGGCGCCGGGGGUACUCCUGACCUACGUGGAGCGCAGCGAGCAGGGCCGGCGGAUUCUGCACGUUGGCGCCAGGUUCAGCACCACCCGGCAGCCCUGGGCGAGCGCGGGAGCCCAGCCUUCGCCACCGCCGCAGGAGGCACCGGCACCGCGCCCACCUGGACCCUCAGCCAGAACUUGGGAGGACUUGGUGCUUAAUGCCCCAUCUUUGGUUCGCCCUAGGUAACCUGUUCUGGCUUCAGCAGCGCCCAGAGGCUUUCCAGAGAGCUGAUAACCACGAACAAACUUGGCCGUCAAAAGCAAAUCAAUGCUUUACCUUGUUUUCUGGGUGCCUAGUCUAUCCAACACAAACUAUCCCCGAAGUUUAGUCGGGAUUUACACUAAAUAUAUUACUUAUAUAGUAAGUUAUUCGAUAUAACAUUUUUGAUCAAUUUUCUAGGCUACAGUUUUGAUGUGUUUUUAAAAAAUCUUGAAUUAACUGAAUAAUAGUUCAUAUUGAAGGUGGAUUCUCCCAUUUCCUGCACCCAGGAUUUUCCGUUAUUCCAUCAAAUUCUGUAAAUUGGUAUGCCCUAACAGUUUCUUAUAUUUGAGUUGGCUUCAGCUUCGAGAAAUUCUUCAGGCAGGUUUAGGCAGAGGGCUGAGGAAGCUAGAGAAGAUUCCGAAGAGAAAGGAUGAUUAUUUGUUGCAUGAUUAUAGCUUCUUUUAAAACUUCUAAUAGGAAAACACUUCCACUUUCCUGGACCAAAUGCAGAGUAAAGUCAUUUUCUAUUAUCUGUUGCAAUAAUUAAUAAUAAAUAUGUAAAUGCAGAAAACAUCGUUAGUACCCAUAUCAUUGCCAGAAACCAGUCCCGCUCUCCCCCCACCAUCAAAAAAAAGUCCUCGGAAGUAGAAAUUAGAUAAAAUAAUUUAACCUGCAAUUUUGCAACAGCUCAGACUUUCAGCACCACCGACCCCCUAAUAACAUCCCUACUGGUUUCUUCCAUUUUUUGUGUAGGCGAGUGGAAUAACAGGUAUCCUUCAUAUCCAUAGGAAGAGCACUGGGAGGAGCCAAAGAUAUGGGGAGGUAGAUCAAGACAUUAGGAAAUCUUUUCUGGCUUCUGACUUUGAGUCUGAAAAGGUGGUGUGAAUUGGUUGGUGUCUGAAUCUUUAUCAGGACACAUUAUGGUGGUCUGGGGUGGAUCUGGCCAUGCAACUCAAGCUAGAGGAUGACAACUACAGAGAUGUGGUCACAUUUUCAAGUUUUACUUUCUUACCCCAAUCUUUCAAACCCCUAAUUAAUUAGGUAAUAAAAAUUGUAUAUAUUUAUGAUGCACACAACACAGUAUUUUGAAACAGUAAUACAUUGUAGAAUGGCCCAACCAACAUAAUUAACCUAUGUAUUAUGUCACAUUUUUAUCUUUUGUUUUUUUUUUUGGUGUGGUGAGAACACUUCAAAUCUACCGUCUUAACAGUUUUCAAAAUUGUGACUAUAGUGACUAUAGUCACUAUGUUGCACAAUAGAUCUCUUAAACUUAUUGCUCCUAUCUAACUGAAAUUUUGUAUCCUUUGACAAACAUCUCUUCACCCCAACCCUAACUACUGGUAACCAGGGUUCUACUCUCUUCUCUGAGUUCAACCAUUUUAGAUUCAAGUCUCCCUUCCCUUCCCUUCCCCUCCCUUCCCCUCCCUUCCCUUCCCCUCCCUUUCCUUCCCUUCCCUUCCCUUCCCCUCCCUUCCGUUCCCUUCCCUUCCCUUCCCUUCCCUCCGCUCCCUUCCCCUUCUCUGCCCUCCGCUCUUUUCCUUCCCUCUUUUCUUCUCUCUCUUUCUUCUCUCUCUCUUUCUUCUCACUGCAGCCUCGACUUCACCAGGCUCAGGUGAUCCUCGCACCUCAGCCUCCCGAGUAGCUGGGACUACAAGCGUGUGCCACCACACCCAGGACCUGCAGAGAAACGCCUCCUGAUUUUGUCUUACAAUGGAACAUAAAAAGUCGCCUGACGGUGGAUGGGGCUGGGUGAUUGUGUUUGUCUCCUUCCUUACUCAGUUUUUGUGUUACGGAUCCCCACUAGCUGUUGGAGUCCUGUACAUAGAAUGGCUGGAUGCCUUUGGUGAAGGAAAAGGAAAAACAGCCUGGGUUGGAUCCCUGGCAAGUGGAGUUGGCUUGCUUGCAAGUCCUGUCUGCAGUCUCUGUGUCUCAUCUUUUGGAGCAAGACCUGUCACAAUCUUCAGUGGCUUCAUGGUGGCUGGAGGCCUGAUGUUGAGCAGUUUUGCUCCCAAUAUCUACUUUCUGUUUUUUUCCUAUGGCAUUGUUGUAGGUCUUGGAUGUGGUUUAUUAUACACUGCAACAGUGACCAUUACGUGCCAGUAUUUUGACGAUCGCCGAGGCCUAGCGCUUGGCCUGAUUUCAACAGGUUCAAGCGUUGGCCUUUUCAUAUAUGCUGCUCUGCAGAGGAUGCUGGUUGAGUUCUAUGGACUGGAUGGAUGCUUGCUGAUUGUGGGUGCUUUAGCUUUAAAUAUAUUAGCCUGUGGCAGUCUGAUGAGACCCCUCCAAUCUUCUGAUUGUCCAUUGCCUAAAAAAAUAGCUCCAGAAGAUCUACCAGAUAAAUACUCCAUUUACAAUGAAAAAGGAAAGAAUCUGGAAGAAAACAUAAACAUUCUUGACAAGAGCUACAGUAGUGAGGAAAAAUGCAGGAUCACGUUAGCCAAUGGUGACUGGAAACAAGACAGCCUACUUCAUAAAAACCCCACAGUGACACACACAAAAGAGCCUGAAACGUACAAAAAGAAAGUUGCAGAACAGACAUAUUUUUGCAAACAGCUUGCCAAGAGGAAGUGGCAGUUAUAUAAAAACUACUGUGGUGAAACUGUGGCUCUUUUUAAAAACAAAGUAUUUUCAGCCCUUUUCAUUGCUAUCUUACUCUUUGACAUCGGAGGGUUUCCACCUUCAUUACUUAUGGAAGAUGUAGCAAGAAGUUCAAACGUGAAAGAAGAAGAGUUUAUUAUGCCACUUAUUUCCAUUAUAGGCAUUAUGACAGCAGUUGGUAAACUGCUUUUAGGGAUACUGGCUGACUUCAAGUGGAUUAAUACCUUGUAUCUUUAUGUUGCUACCUUAAUCAUCAUGGGCCUAGCCUUGUGUGCAAUUCCAUUUGCCAAAAGCUAUGUCACAUUGGCGUUGCUUUCUGGGAUCCUAGGGUUUCUUACUGGUAAUUGGUCCAUCUUUCCAUAUGUGACCACGAAGACUGUGGGAAUUGAAAAAUUAGCCCAUGCCUAUGGGAUAUUAAUGUUCUUUGCUGGACUUGGAAAUAGCCUAGGACCACCCAUCGUUGGUUGGUUUUAUGACUGGACCCAGACCUAUGAGAUUGCAUUUUAUUUUAGUGGCUUCUGUGUCCUGCUGGGAGGUUUUAUUCUGCUGCUGGCAGCCUUGCCCUCUUGGGAUACAUGCAACAAGCAACUCCCCAAGCCAGCUCCAACAACUUUCUUGUACAAAGUUGCCUCUAAUGUUUAGAGGAAUAUUGGAAGACACUAUUUUUGCUAUUUUAUACCAUAUAGCAACGAUAUUUUAACAGAUUCUCAAGCAAAUUUUCUAGAGUCAAGACUAUUUUCUCAUAGCAAAAUUUCACAAUGACUGACUCUGAAUGAAUUAUUUUUUUUUACAUAUCCUAUUUUUUAUGUAGUGUAUGCGUAGCCUCUAUCUCGUAUUUUUUUCUAUUUCUCCUCCCCACACCAUCAAUGGGACUAUUCUGUUUUGCUGUUAUUCACUAGUUCUUAACAUUGUAAAAAGUUUGACCAGCCUCAGAAGGCUUUCUCUGUGUAAAGAAGUAUAAUUUCUCUGCCAACUCCAUUUAAUCCACUGCAAGGCACCUAGAGAGACUGCUCCUAUUUUAAAAGUGAUGCAAGCAUCAUGAUAAGAUAUGUGUGAAGCCCACUAGGAAAUAAAUCAUUCUCUUCUCUAUGUUUGACUUGCUAGUAAACAGAAGACUUCACGCCAGCCAGGAAAUUAAAGUGGCGACUAAAACAGCCUUAAGAAUUGCAGUGGAGCAAAUUGGUCAUUUUUUUUAAAAAGAUAUUUUAACCUACAGUCACCAGUUUUCAUUAUUCUAUUUACCUCACUGAAGUACUCACAUGUUGUUUGGUACCCACUGAGCAACUGUUUCAGUUCCUAAGGUAUUUGCUGAGAUGUGGGUGAACUCCAAAUGGAGAAGUAGUCACUGUAGACUUUCUUCAUGGUUGACCACUCCAACCUUGCUCACUUUUGCUUCUUGGCCAUCCACUCAGCUGAUGUUUCCUGGGAAGUGCUAAUUUUACCUGUUUCCAAAUUGGAAACACAUUUCUCAAUCAUUCCGUUCUGGCAAAUGGGAAACAUCCAUUUGCUUUGGGCACAGUGGGGAUGGGCUGCAAUUUCUUGCAUAUCCUCCCAGUGAAGCAUUUAUUUGCUACUAUCAGAUUUUACCACUAUCAAAUAUAAUUCAAGGGCAGAAUUAAACGUGAGUGUGUGUGUGUGUGUGCUAUGCAUGCUCUAAGUCUGCAUGGGAUAUGGGAAUGGAAAAGGGCAAUAAGAAAUUAAUACCCUUAUUCAGUUGCAUUUAACCUUAAGAAAAAUGUCCUUGGGAUAAACUCCAAUGUUUAAUACAUUGAUUUUUUUUCUAAAGAAAUGGGUUUUAAACUUUGGUAUGCAUCAGAAUUCCCUGUAGAUCUUUUUGAAAAUAUAGGUACCUGGGUAUCAUGCAUAGAACUUUUAAUUCUGCUGGUGUAGGCUGUUGCCCAAACAUCUAUAAUUUUACUGAGCUCUUCAAGUGAUUCUGAUAACACAGCCUGGAUUGAGAAUUUUUAUAAGAUUGGCAAUGGAAAAACAUUUAUUCUUUUAAAUAAUAUAUUUUUUAAAACCCAAGAGGUCAGGGGAUUUUAUAAACAAAUAGCCAAGUGUUCUUUAAAUAGGAGGCACCCUUCCCAUUGUGCCAAAAUCAUCUUUUCAUUUAUUUUGAAGUAUGUAUGAUUAUUUUAUACUUGUAUGUUGCCUUUCUUCCAAGGCGCCUGAAGCACUUUAUAAACACGAAUCCUCACAACACCUCUGUGAGGUAGGUAAAUAGUACUUUUCUAUGUAGUAAACCUGGAAUAUGGAGAAUUUCAUAACAGUUCAUUCUACUUAAUAAUGCAAUAAUGGAGCUCCAAGAUGUCUUGGACUUCUACAACACACUCAGACUUCUGGAAAGUUUUCUGUACCUCAUUCUUUAGUCCCUGUCAAGGUUAGUAAAUAAAAUAAGUGACAUAAAAAAAAAAAAAACUAAACUACUUGUUGUGUUGAAAGUUCCUUUUUGCCAAUGUUAUGUUCAGGAAACCCAAUAACCUGAAAAAGUUUGACUUUGAUGUGACAUCUUCAUAUUCAUCAAUGCUGAUAAUUGUCCAAAGGCAUCUUCACUAUGUCUGCUAAAUAACAUCCAAUGUGGGCAUUAUCUGUUGUCUAGGGGAUGAAUUUUAAGUUACAAUAAAAUAUUUUUCUUUGUUUUGCA
Pan troglodytes (chimpanzee) is the source of this 5932-nucleotide messenger RNA. RefSeq names its product solute carrier family 16 member 9 (gene SLC16A9). Gene Ontology annotation, biological process: transmembrane transport; monocarboxylic acid transport. Bases 2401 to 3930 code for a protein of 509 amino acids. The record is from RefSeq and is a predicted model, not a curated record. Gene Ontology annotation, molecular function: monocarboxylic acid transmembrane transporter activity. NCBI's taxonomy places the organism in Eukaryota, Metazoa, Chordata, Mammalia, Primates, Hominidae. The transcript has 6 exons.